Molecule: messenger RNA, 384 nt
Organism: Prunus armeniaca (apricot)
Lineage: Eukaryota; Viridiplantae; Streptophyta; Magnoliopsida; Rosales; Rosaceae
Source: the annotation of a GenBank genome assembly
AUGAACGAAUCAUCAAAGAGGCGCCUCAUGCUCGGCAUGCAGGGGAAGAAGAAGGGGCGGCAGGCCGGAACGGCACCGGCGAGUUCAGGAGGGGUGGACCCUGACGAUCUGACCCUCAACGAGCUCCGUCGCCAGAUGAAUGCUGAAUCGGCCCGUGCCGAAGCUGCCGAUGCUGGUCCGUCCCCCAGCCGAGGCGCGCCUACCGAGGGUACCUCCUCCAGAGCUGCAGGCAAAAGGCCGAUCACGGUGGACCUUGAUGCCGACCCUGCGCCAAAACGCGGGCGACAAGCCGAGCCUGCUCGGGCCAUCUUCUCUGCCGAGGACGACGAGGCGCCUCCUGAAGCUGUCACCCUGGCUGUCCUUCGAAGACGGUACAGUUUGUGA